Molecule: messenger RNA, 2992 nt
Organism: Cicer arietinum (chickpea)
Lineage: Eukaryota; Viridiplantae; Streptophyta; Magnoliopsida; Fabales; Fabaceae
Product: methylcrotonoyl-CoA carboxylase subunit alpha, mitochondrial
Cellular component (GO): mitochondrion
Molecular function (GO): methylcrotonoyl-CoA carboxylase activity; ATP binding; metal ion binding
Source: RefSeq, a predicted model, not a curated record
AUCAUGAACGACAACGUUGCGUCAAUGAUCAAAACACUGAGUCACUCUCCUAAUUACUAAAACACUAGUUUUCAUAUAUUAACUCCUGAGUCCUUCCUUCUAUGACUCUCUAACAAUAACACUCUAAAUAGAAAAUGGCUUCUUCAUUCUUGUUAUUCCGGCGAAAUGCUAAAAAGAGCAAUCUCUUAUACUUGAAAUGUCACGUGCGCGCACGUGACUUCUCAGAUAACGGAAAGAAAACAGAACGCAUCGAGAAGAUCCUAAUAGCAAACAGAGGAGAAAUAGCUUGCAGAAUCGCCAGGACCGCAAAGAAGCUCGGAAUUCGAACCGUUGCCGUUUACAGUGACGCCGACAGAGACUCCCUCCACGUGGCAUCUUCUGAUGAAGCUAUACGAAUCGGUCCUCCACCUCCUCGUCUCAGUUACCUCAAUUCAGCUUCCAUUUUCGAUGCUGCCUUGCGUUCCGGUGCUCAGGCUAUUCACCCUGGAUAUGGAUUCUUGUCGGAAAGUGCUGACUUUGCUCAACUUUGUGAAGACAAUGGUCUUACCUUCAUUGGACCUCCUGCAUCUGCAAUCCGAGAUAUGGGUGACAAAAGUGCAUCAAAGAGAAUAAUGGGGGCUGCAGGGGUGCCACUUGUGCCUGGAUAUCAUGGAGAUGAACAAGAUAUUGAUAAAAUGAAGUUGGAGGCGGAUCAAAUUGGGUAUCCAGUCCUCAUAAAGCCAACCCAUGGAGGAGGAGGAAAGGGUAUGAGGAUUGUGCACACUCCAGAUGAAUUUGUCGAAUCAUUCCUUGCAGCACAGCGUGAAGCAGCUGCUUCUUUUGGUGUUGAUACAAUUUUGCUGGAGAAGUAUAUUACACGACCGAGGCACAUCGAAGUUCAAAUAUUUGGGGAUAAGCAUGGGAAUGUUCUGCAUUUGAAUGAGAGAGAUUGCAGUGUGCAGAGAAGGCACCAAAAAAUAAUUGAAGAAGCUCCAGCUCCAAACAUUUCUGCUGAGUUUCGAGCACACUUGGGUCAAGCUGCUGUUUCUGCAGCAAAGGCAGUUAACUAUUACAAUGCUGGGACUGUUGAGUUUAUAGUUGAUACAGUCUCUGGCCAAUUUUACUUUAUGGAGAUGAAUACCCGUCUUCAGGUUGAGCAUCCUGUCACAGAGAUGAUUGUCGGUCAAGAUCUUGUUGAAUGGCAAAUCCAUGUUGCCAAUGGCGACGCCCUUCCAUUGAGUCAAUCACAAAUACCAAUAUUAGGUCAUGCUUUCGAAGCACGAAUCUAUGCUGAAAAUGUUCCGAAAGGGUUUCUUCCAGCAACUGGAGUUCUACACCAUUAUCAGGUUCCGGUCUCAUCUGGAGUCCGAGUGGAAACUGGGGUUAGAGAAGGUGAUACUGUUAGCAUGCACUAUGACCCAAUGAUUGCUAAGCUUGUAGUGCAGGGAGAAAAUCGUGCUGCGGCAUUGGUCAAACUGAAGGAUAGUUUGUCAAACUUUCAGGUUGCAGGUCUACCAACCAAUGUGAACUUUCUUCAAAAGCUCGCUAAUCACUGGGCAUUUGAAAAUGGCAAUGUGGAGACUCAUUUUAUCGAUAAUUACAAAGAAGAUCUCUUUGUUGAUGCUAAAAACUCAGUGUCUGCAAAAGAAGCAUAUGAAGCUGCUAGACGUAGUGCUUCCCUUGUGGCUGCAUGUCUCAUUGAGAAAGAGCAUUUCGUAUCAGCGAGAAACCCCCCUGUUGGUAGCAGCUUACUCCCUGUAUGGUAUGCUUCACCACCUUUUAGAGUCCAUCAUCAAGCUAAGCGCUCAAUAGAACUUGAGUGGGAUAAUGAAUAUGAUAGUGGCGGCAGCUCAAAGAUCCUGAAGCUUACCAUUACUUACCAGCCUGAUGGGAGAUACCUGAUUGAGACAGAAGAAAAUGGAAGCCCUGUUUUAGAAGUUAAAGCAACAUAUGUAAAAGAUCACUCGUUUAGAGUUGAAGCUGAUGGUGUAAUCAAUGAUGUUAAUCUUGCUGUAUACUCAAAGGAGCAAAUGAGGCAUAUUCAUAUUUGGCAAGGGUCCUUUCAUCAUUAUUUCAGAGAGAAACUAGGCCUCGAGUUUUCUGAGGAUGAAGAAUCCCAACAUAAGCCCAGGUCUGAAUCAUCAGCCAUUCCUCAAGGGGCUGUUGUGGCUCCUAUGGCAGGCUUGGUGGUUAAGGUUCUAGCAAAGAAUGAGACAAGAGUAGAGGCGGGACAACCCGUGUUAGUAUUAGAAGCGAUGAAGAUGGAGCAUGUUGUAAAGGCACCAACAUCUGGUUAUGUAAACGGGCUUCAAGUUACAGUUGGGGAACAAGUUUCGGAUGGUAGUGUUCUUUUCAAUGUUAAGGAUAAAAAAAAUGAAUGAGUACAGCUUUAGCCAGGAGUUUGGAAACAGUGACGUGAUUCUGGAAGGAUGAUUAAAAGUGAAGCAAUCAUGUGAGCUUCUACAGUGAUGGCAUACACCACUUACACAGAUGAAUAAACAACACAUUCAAAUUGAUUACUUGUUGAAAAAUCUUUGUAACUCAAAUCCUCAAGUUACAAAGGAUGAAAUAAAAUAAUGCAAGUAGUUCCUCCAGUUGUCAAUAUCAAAGCUAGAAAUUGUUUCAUUUAUAGAUAUUCUUCCACCAGGAGUCUCUGCAUGUUCUUUCAAUGUAUCUCUACUUCAACUUCUUCAACGAUGACUUUCCUUUUAAGAUGAGAAACCCAUUACACGGGUUUAAGAUUUUUUUACAUUUACUACACCACUAGACCUAUGCAUGCAUAACACCAUUCACAAGUGCGAUGAAGGAAAAAGAUGACCCAAAAGAUUUCUAUGAUAGUAAUGUUGCACUCAAGUUUCAAAAACUAAGCCAAUACAAUUGGAAGCAGAAAUUAGUUUGAUAAAGGUUUAAUUCAACACUUAGAUUUAUUUUCACAUAGUAAUUAAUUGAUUUGACGGAUCAAGUUUUUCGUUUUUUUGACAAUUAUAUAUUCUAUUAUAACUUGUAGUGUGAA